Ramularia collo-cygni is the source of this 360-nucleotide messenger RNA. Its product is annotated as related to prefoldin subunit 1. Bases 1 to 360 code for a protein of 119 amino acids. Gene Ontology annotation, molecular function: protein folding chaperone. Lineage: Eukaryota; Fungi; Ascomycota; Dothideomycetes; Mycosphaerellales; Mycosphaerellaceae. Gene Ontology annotation, cellular component: cytoplasm; prefoldin complex. The record is from RefSeq and is a predicted model, not a curated record. Gene Ontology annotation, biological process: protein folding. The transcript is spliced from 3 exons.
AUGUCCAUCCCAAACGAGAAGCUGCAGCAGCUGCUGCAGGAAAUCGAACAAAAGUCUGCCUUUGCGCAGCAGCAGCUAGGAAUCGUCAAGUCGCAAAUUGCCUCGAAGAAUCGCGAGAGCCGAAUGCUGCAAUUGUCGGCGGUUGAACUGGACACACUUCCCAAGGAGACACCGAUAUACGAUGGGGUUGGCAAAAUGUUUGUUCUCACCUCGACCGCAGACGUCAAAACUCGCCAGGAAAAGGAAUCCGCAGAUGUGAAAGCCGAGCUUGCGAACCUCGAUAAGAAAUUGCACUACUUGCAAACAACAUACGACAAUAGCCAGCAACAUAUCAAGGCUUUGUUCGAGCGCGGAGCUUGA